Molecule: messenger RNA, 2842 nt
Organism: Magallana angulata
Lineage: Eukaryota; Metazoa; Mollusca; Bivalvia; Ostreida; Ostreidae
Product: ataxin-2 homolog
Exons: 7
Coding region: 153-2225 (690 amino acids)
Source: RefSeq, a predicted model, not a curated record
GUCCCGUCGUAAGGCGAUGUCACGUGACCAUAGAAAUUAACAAUUUAGUCUUGUUAGAGUUCCACUCACAUUUAAUAAUAUACAGGUAACAGUGAGGCAGUGUACGGUUAUUAUAGGCAGGACACACCACGGAGACGGGCGUACAACACAACAUGAAGCGUCUGAGGAUUUUAAAACUUUCGUUGGCUCUAUGUCUUUUGAUAGACAAUUGCAUUUUUGCCGUGAAUGGGCAAACGUUUAAAACUGGCGGAACAAGGAAAACCUUUUCGUUCCGGACAAAUGCCAAUACCGGUGUGAGUUGGAAACGACCAACAGGCACAGGCGGCACAAUCCCAAACAGAGGACAAGUGCAAACGGUACAGCUGCCAAAGACAGUACAAAAACCAACGGUGAGCUUCCCACAGACCGUUCAACAGCAGCCAAAUCAAAAUACACAGCAAAAUAAUCAAGGCAGUUUUGGAUUUGGAGCAGACCCACAGCCCAAACAAGAUCAAUGGCAACAACAGCAAUAUCAAAACCCACAACAACCAAGUGUUCAAUAUCCACCGCAAGUAAGCACAGGUCAGCAACCAAACCAAGGAUGGCAGCCACCACAACAAAAUCAAAUUCCUCAACAGCAACCUCUACAACCUGAGCCACAAAAUACUCAAACACGUCAACAACAGUCUUGGCAACAGCAAGAGCCACAAGGAAAUAGUCAACAGCAAUGGCAACAACCGGAGCCACAGCUUCAACAGUCUCAGACCUUUCCGGCUGGAAACCAACAAGGAAAUGGUCCACAAUCUUGGCAACAACCCGAACCACAGCAACCAGAACCACAGCAACAACCGUGGCAACAAUCUCAGGGUAAUCAGAUAUCUCCACAAGUCGUACAAACCAGGCCAGAACAAACUCAACCGCAAUGGCCUCAAAAUAAUCAGCAAACACAGAAUUUCCAACCACAACCCGUACAGCAAAGUUGGAAUCAAGGGCCAAGUCAAAACCCAGAACCACAGUACCCACCACAGUUCCAACCUCCAGGUACACAACAAGAACAGCCACAAAAUCAGUGGUAUCCUCCAACACAACAAAACGCUGAACCUCAAGUUAACACACAGGUUCGGAGACCUUCACAACAGAGUUGGGUUCAAUCUCAGCCUCAAGAACCACAGGUUCAGCAACAACAACAAUGGCAGCCUCAACCACCACAGCAACCACAACCACCACAGCAACAACAACCGCCACAACAGCAGACACACCAAUGGAAUCAUCACCAAAACCAACAGCCCAAUCCAACGCAACACUCUCAAUGGCAACCUCCUGUGGAACAACCAGCGCCAAACCAGUGGCCGCAAACACAACAGCAACAAGGACCAUAUCCACAACAACCAUCACCACCACUCAAUAACCAAGUCCAAGGUGGUCUCCCUGAAAAGUUGCAAAUUGGAACAACAACUCCGUCAGGUGCUAUGUUUGCAGACCUGAUUCAGAACCAAAACCCCCAACAAAACCAAGCCUACCAGCCCCCGCAACAAACUGGUUUUCAACCCAAUCAGCAACGGCAACAACAGCAGUCCCCACCUUAUCCUGGUGUACAAGUACAACAACCACAAGUGCAAGUGCACUCCAAUCCAUUUGCGGGCAGACCCGGUGCCGUCCCUCACUCUCCCCAGGUACCCCAACCCAGUGUGCCUGUGGCCCCACCUAAGCCCAUCUUUGCUGGCAGACCUGAGCCAAUUACCCCUGCCCCACCGCAAGCUUCCUGGACGACACCCGCUAUCGUGUAUCAGCCAACAACCCCUGCCUACGUGCCACCGACCCCAGCUCCAGUUGUGACGACCCCAGCACCUCCAGUUUCCUCCACUGUUGCAGGAGAGGGUCUUAACUGCUAUACCACCCAGGAGUGCGAGGUCGGUUGUUGUUACGGACCCGACGGACAGCUUCUGGAUAUGUCCACUUACGGACCAGGUGGCCCUAAGGAAUACCAAGUAACCGGCAAAUGUUGGAUCCGUACCCCAGGUCGCGGUGAUAGAUGUGAUGACCUGUGCCCUUGCUCUACAGGGUACACGUGUGACCAGGAUUACAACCCGAUCUAUCCAGGAACUCCACAGUACGUCCCAGGAGGCAAGAAAAUGUUCACCAAGCCUCCACGCGAAUGCAAGGAUAGCAAUAUCGUUAAAAUUAAACAAACUGUAUUCUGGGAGUGUUACAAGGACCACUUCUGCUCCGGAUUCCCCAAUGUCUAGGAGACAACCUUUCUCGUGCAAAGUGGCUCGUGCUAUUCUGAGCCAAAGGAGUCUUAUCUAUUUUCUCUUAGUAGUAUAUGCCUUAUUUUGUAAUUUAAGAAAAAAAAUGGCCAAAUUUGCGAUGGCGGUGACAAUUUAAUGUGGCAAACACUGAACACGUUGCUCGUAAUUGGUUCACCGGGUUUAAGUGAUAUGACCUGACUUCUUCGUUGUGAUUGCUACUGUGGAUUAUGUGUUUAUGAACACUUACAGAGAUCAUCCCCCAAAGAGAGAAUUGUGUUAAUUUAUCAAUCGUACCAUUUAAAUCUGCUGACAGUCGCCCAACUUCUUUUACUUUGUAAAUAUUUGAGGCAUGACUGGAAACGUGUUCAAAUGUUUCUACCUAAGGUGGGGGGAUUUACAGAAAUUAUUGUAGUUUUCAUAUAAAGAUUUUGUUGUUGUCCUAUUUAUGAACGUGAAGAACUAUUUAUACAACUACAGUAGUUAUCAUUUUCUUAUGUCACAUAAACAUUGUCAUAGAUGCGGUUUGGAUGAUAAAUAAACCGUUUUUACAUCCUGAUGUGUGAAUUUAUUUGUCUUCACUCGAAUAGAAAUUCUAAUUAAAUUGGACAACUUUU